Molecule: messenger RNA, 1780 nt
Organism: Zalophus californianus (California sea lion)
Lineage: Eukaryota; Metazoa; Chordata; Mammalia; Carnivora; Otariidae
Product: arrestin domain-containing protein 1-like
Biological process (GO): protein transport
Cellular component (GO): cytoplasm
Molecular function (GO): ubiquitin-like ligase-substrate adaptor activity; ubiquitin protein ligase binding
Source: RefSeq, a predicted model, not a curated record
AUGCACAUGCACACAGACAACCCUCAGAUCUCACAGGGCUCUGAGGACAUGGGCUCUGACUCUGUGGGAGUGACACGAUCUGACAAGUGUUUAACAGGAUCACUCUGGCUGCUACAUGGAGGGCAAGGGCACAGUCAAGGGGAGACCAGGGAGGAGGCUCAUGCAGCAACAGCCACACCGUUGCUAGAGUGGAGGAUUACAAAUCUUGGCCAAUGUGCGAGCCUGCCGCGACCGGGCGGAGACCGGGGAGGGGGCGCCGGCCUAGCCCGCCCCCCGCCCCGGCCCGCCCCGGCCCGCCCCUCGACAGCCAUCCGAGUGACCUGCAUGGGCUCCUCCUGCAGGGUGUCCAACAAGGCCAAUGACGCAGCAUGGGUAGUGGAAGAGGGCUACUUCAACAGUGCUCUGUCGCUGGCUGACAAGGGGAGCCUGCCAGCUGGUGAGCACAAUUUCCCUUUCCAGUUCCUGCUUCCUGCCACAGCGCCCACGUCCUUUGAGGGCCCCUUUGGGAAGAUUGUGCACCAGGUGCGGGCCACCAUCGACACACCACGUUUUUCCAAGGAUCACCAGUGCAGCCGUGUGUUCUAUAUUUUGAGCCCCCUGAACCUGAACAGCAUCCCAGACAUUGAGCAACCCAACGUGGCCUCCACUACCAAGAAGUUCUCCUACAAGCUGGUGAAGACGGGCAGCGUGGUCCUCACUGCCAGCACUGACCUCCGUGGCUACGUGGUAGGGCAGGUGCUGCGGCUGCAGGCUGACAUUGAGAACCAUCAGAAAGUGUCCUACAAGGCCAAGCGCUGGGUCCAUGAUGUGCGGACUAUCGCAGAGGUAGAGGGUGCAGGUGUCAAGGCCUGGAGUCGGGCACAGUGGCAAGAGCAGAUCCUGGUGCCUGCCCUGCCCCAGUCAGCCCUGCCAGGCUGCAGCCUCAUCCACGUGGACUACUACCUGCAGGUCUCCCUGAAGGUGUCUGAAGCCACCGUGACCCUCCCUGUCUUCAUCGGCAAUAUCGCUGUGAACCACGCCCUGAUGAGCCCCUGGCCAGGCCCAGGGCUGCCUCCUGGGGCGCCAGUCCCCGUGGUGCCCUCGGCGCCGCCCCAGGAGGAGGCCGAGGCUGCAGCCAGCAGCCCCCGCUUCGCAGACAUAGUCUCCCUCUCCACGGAGAGCCACUCACAUGAGCAGCCGUUGCCUGCUGCCUUUGGCUCUGUGCCUGGUGCCCCUGAACCCCGUCCUCAGGAUGGCAGCCCUGCCCCCCACGCAUUGCCCCCUCCCUUGUGCAUCUCCACAGGUGCCACUGUCCCCUACUUUGCAGAGGGUUCUGGAGGGCCAGUGCCCACCACCAGUACCUUGAUCCUGCCCCCAGAGUACAGUUCGUGGGGCUAUCCCUAUGAGGCCCCGCCAUCCUAUGAGCAGAGCUGUGGUGGUGCAGAUCCCAGCCUGACACCCGGGAGCUGACCCUGUGCCACCUUCUCCGGGUGGGCUGACCUUUGCCCUGGGACCGGGCACCCAGGGCCUCGUGCCUUCUUCGCUCCCGGCCUGACCCGGCCCACUCAGGACCCGCUGCUGCCCAGCUGCUCCUUUCAGCCUCUGCCUAGGGACCAGCCUCUCCCCAGGGGCCUGGGGCCUGGAGAGAUGCCGUGUAAAUAAAGUGCUUCAUUUGUAGAGCUAGGCACAGGACAGCCUCUCGGGCACCCUCUUCUCGCCCGGUGCGCGGCAGCCUAGCCCUGGGGGCUGCUCCUGGGCAUGCACCCCCCUCCUGGUCCUGCUCGCCCUUCCUUCAGUCCUG